AGGGAAAACAGGAGGGGUCAAAGGCUAUUUUCCAAAGCGCCAUCUUCAUGUCCUGGGUUGCACCACGCUGCUGUGCUUCAGCUUUGGCUACAUUUGGUAUGUGUCCAGUGGUACCUCAAGCAAGGUUUCCGACACAACGAGCAGUAAUACCCAGGACUUUCACAACAUAAAGCGACCAAAGUGGGACCUUUUGUUAAUACCACUUACUGUCUGUUUCAUGAUCACUAACUUGAGCAGCCUUUACUCAUGUGAUAAUUCCCAUUUACUUCAGUGGGACUGCUUGUGUGAAUAAUGAGUAUUCAUGUAUCGGUUUGCAGGUCUGUCUUCCUUGGACUUGUAUUACUUUAAAACCAGUUGUGCUCUAACAAUGUUGUACUUUUGGUAAACUAAACUGCCAAUGGUUUCUUUCUAUUAAAAAACAAACAUGAUAUAUAAUCACAAUGACAUUCAAGAUGCAAAGAUAUUAAGACAGAACUUUUUCUUUAAUAUUUAGAUGCUGGGAAACAUGAAUUAAUUCAAUGAUUUCUUGGACUAGUUACUUUCUAUUGAAUGCUGUCUUUUUGUAAGCCAAACUUCCAUUGUUCUUUCUCUAUAGCAACCAUAUCCUGGAAGAUUUACUACAAAUUGAAUUACCAAGAAUGAUUUACACAAAGCCACAGAUUCUAAAGCCACCGAGAUGUGACGUCCUUAUGAUGACUCCAUGGUUUGCCCCAAUAGUUUGGGAAGGGACCUAUAACUCCGAGAUCCUGAAUGAGGAAUUCCGACAAAGGAAUGUCACUGUUGGACUGACAGUGUUUGCUAUCAAAAAGUAUGUAGUCUUCCUCAAGACGUUUUUAGAAACUGCAGAGACUUACUUUAUGGUUGGACAUAGGGUGAACUAUUACAUUUUCACAGACAGACCAGAAGAAGUUCCUAAAGUUGCGCUCAAAGAAGGAAGGAACGUAGUGGUUCUGCAAGUCCAAAACUACCCUAGGUGGCAAGAAAUCUCUAUGCGACGAAUGGAAAUGCUCAGCUACUUCUCUCAGCAGCGGUUCAUUAAUGAGGUCAGCUACCUUGUGUGUGUUGAUGUAGACAUGAAGUUUAAUGACCAAGUUGGAGUGGAGAUCCUGAGCGACUUGUUUGGCACACUACACCCAGGUUUCUAUGCCGCAGAGCGUCGGUCUUUCACCUAUGAACGUCGACCUGCUUCUCAAGCUUAUGUGCCCAGCGAUGAGGGUGACUUCUACUAUAUGGCAUCCAUUUUUGGAGGAACAGUAAUGGAAGUUUACAAGCUGACCAAGCAAUGCCAUGAAGCCAUCAUGGUGGACAAAGCCAAUGGAAUUGAGGCAAUCUGGCAAGAAGAGAGUCACUUAAACAAGUAUUUUCUUUACCACAAACCAACCAAAAUACUUUCUCCAGAAUAUAUGUGGGACGACAAUCUAGGUAGGCCAGAGAUCCUUAAGAAAAGAAGGUUUCUUGCUGUACGAAAGAAUCAUGCUGCAAUCAGAAAUAAAUGAAGGUAAUCUCAGUUUGCACUAAGCCCGGUCUAACAUAACUGAUAUUGUAGGUUUCCUUGGUUGGUGAAAAUAUACAAACAAUUGGUAAAGCUCCAUAACUUUUUAUGACAUUGCCAGUAUUUCUGGAUAUGGGAAUGGUUUGCAAGAUGUUGCUGUGAUGUUGCUCUCCAUAUGUUUUAUGGAAAUAUGCUAAUGAGUGUGAAUAUAAUGUAAUUGGAAUAUGCUUCAUGCAAAAGGUCUCUUGUAAGGUAUCAUUACAAGGCUUAUAAUCUACUGCAGGGGUCAGCAACCU
Molecule: messenger RNA, 1788 nt
Organism: Mauremys mutica (yellowpond turtle)
Lineage: Eukaryota; Metazoa; Chordata; Testudines; Geoemydidae
Product: histo-blood group ABO system transferase 2-like
Exons: 6
Coding region: 639-1496 (285 amino acids)
Biological process (GO): carbohydrate metabolic process
Cellular component (GO): membrane; Golgi apparatus; vesicle
Molecular function (GO): hexosyltransferase activity
Source: RefSeq, a predicted model, not a curated record